AUGUCGCUCACUGUAGAGAACUGCCUGGUGAAAAGGAUACUGGUAGAUAAUGGAAGCUCCGGCAACAUCAUCUUCCAGGCCGCAUACAAAGACCUGGGGCUGGAAGAAAGCGCUCUGACUCGGAGGAUAACCCCACUUAUAGGGUUCAGCGGGGAAGUCAAACAAACCGCCAGAGAGGUGACCCUCCCCGUAUACACCAAAGGAAUCAACAUGUCAACCAAGUUCCUCAUUGUUGACUGCGACUCGUCCUACAAUAUGAUCCUAGGACGGCCCUGGAUUCACGGCAUGGGAGCCGUCCCCUCGACUCUUCACCAGAUGAGUAAGCCUCAGGUUCAUCACACCGAGGAACCGGAGGUAGAGGAAAUGGACGACGUGCCAUUAACCAAAGGAGAUCAGACCCGACAUCUCAAGAUCGGCUCCAAGCUGGCCGAAGGAUUGAGGAGAAGACUGAUAGACUUCCUCAUGUCUAACUCCAACUACUUCGCUUGGUCCCACGCAGAUAUGCAUGGGAUCGAUCCGAAAAUCAUCAUGCACAAGCUGCAGGUGCAAUAUCUGGAAUGGCUAGCCAACGUCGUCGUGGUCAAGAAAAAGAACGGGAAGUGGAGGGUCUGCAUCGACUUCACGGACCUCAACAAGUCAUGUCCAAAGGACCCAUUCCCGCUACCUUAUAUCGACAAGCUGGUGGACGCCAUCGCGGGGCAUCAGCUGAUGAGCUUCAUGGACGCGUUCUAA
Brassica napus (rape) is the source of this 732-nucleotide messenger RNA. RefSeq lists its product as uncharacterized. Bases 1 to 732 code for a protein of 243 amino acids. Lineage: Eukaryota; Viridiplantae; Streptophyta; Magnoliopsida; Brassicales; Brassicaceae. The transcript is spliced from 3 exons. The record is from RefSeq and is a predicted model, not a curated record.